AUGCCAGAGAUGACAGAAAACCAGACUCCUGGCCAUAAACCACGGUAAGGACAAAUCACUGAUUCAUCUGACCAUUGUUAUGUCUAUGGGAAGGAUCCCUUGGAGUACGUACUGUCAGCGCUUUACCACAGAAACGCAUGUAUUCUUCUGCAUUGAUAUGGAUAUAGUUUUCAGACACACAACAUUGACUAACCUCUUUAUCAAUUUUCUCUUGUAGGAAGAAGAAAAACAAGGAAUCUCACAAUGCAGGUGAGAUGUUUUAGUGUUUUUCUGUAAUUUCGCAGCAUUUCGUGGGAGUGACUCGCUAAGGUUUUGUUUUCGUCCUUUAGUUGAGAGACAGCGAAAAGAGAAGAUCAACGCUGGAAUUAACCGUAUUGGGGAUCUUCUACCCUGUUCCCAGGCACUGAAGCAGGUAGGCCUAAUCCAUAAACACACACAGUCACACACACACACAUACCUUAGUGUGUUUUUGGAUCGAACCAUAGAACUUACAGGCUUGGUUUGUUUUUGAAGGUGUGGUAUUUAUCCUUUGGUCUGAGGCUAUUAGUUGGUCUUGUCUUUGAUGCUCCUGUCGAUAUCCUGCUGUCUGUUUUGACUUGUUUGUCUACAUUCUGAAAUCCUCACUGUCUGUCUUUAGAGUAAGAACAUGAUCCUGGACCAGGCCUACCGUUACAUAACUGAGCUGCAGAAACAAAAUGACGCCAUGCUUCUCGAGGGAGGAGACCUAAUACAAGGUGAGAUUGUGUUUUUGUGACAUUUACAAGUAUGUUUUGACAGUGCAGAAGUAUUUAAUUCCUUUGAGUGUGUUUUCCUAUUUGUUUGCUUGCAUUUUACAGUGUUUGUGUGUACGUGUCUGUCAGUCUUGUCUGUCUGUGUUUAUGUUUGAGAGUCCUGUGUUGAUAACCACUAAUCCUUGUUGUCUCCUAUCCCUGCAGCUGAGGAGAUCCGGCGGCUGCGGCAUCAGAUGGACGAGCUGCGGAAGGAGAGCGGCCAUUACAUCGAGCUGCUAAAAGCCCACGACAUCAACUUCCUGGACGACCCCACCGUCCACUGGAAGGGCAAGUUGCGCUGUGCAAAGGUUGCCAAAGUAACGCCCACUCACCAGCUCCCCAAAAGAAUUAUUGUCUACUCCAGUGGGAACGUGAUACGCCCAGCAGGAAAGGAACCUAGUCCAGUCUCCGAUCUGGGGAAGCAACAUGCUGAGGCUGUGAUUGUUCAGUCAUCUUGUGACAUCACAGCAGGGGUAAGGGUGAACGGAGUUCUUCAGCACGUCAGCGUCCCUUCCUCUGCCCCUCCGCUCCUCCCUGGGGCAAGCCUUACCCCUACAGUGGCUACACCUGGCAUCAGGCUGGUGGAACAGUGUGUAGCAGAGGUACCGUCAGCUCCCAAACUACCCCCCUCUGUGUCCUACUUCACCCUCCAGGGUCUCUGCCCUCUCCCGACGGUCACCACCGCCUUGCCCCAGCCUGCCACCCCAGCCCCUAGUCUCACCGUUGCAGCCAGUCUGGCCACCCAACUCCCUAUCCAGCCUGUCCCCGGCCUUACAGCCCUUCCCCAGGUUAUAACCACACAGAACACUGCCAGCAGGACUCUGAGCUAUACGACUAUCCCCAGCAGCUCAACCCUCCUCAGGGCCAGUGCAGCAGGGAGCACACAGACCACCUGGACUACCCUACAGCUGACUGGGAACACAGUGCAACCUGUCUGCCAGUCUCUCUCCACCCAGGAGACUAGCGCCACUGGGCAGCAGAGUGUCCAACAAGUGUCUGUAUGCCCCAUGGGCACUAAACCAUCAGUUCAACCCAUUCGUAUUCAAAUGAGGACACAGGUACCCAUACAGCCCCAGGCACCCAUCACUGCACAUAUCCAAGCCCAGCCCUCCAUCCAGAGGACACCCCAGCCACAGCCAGCUAUCCUGGCCCAGCACCAGCCCCAGGCAGUCAUGGCCCUCAAGCCCCAAGGUGCCAUCCUCCCUCAGUCAGCCAUAAUGCCCCAGCCUGCUGUGGUAGCCCACUCAGCUAUGAUGUCACAACCUCAACCUGCUGUACUACAACAGGCAACAGUCCUCCCCCAUCCACAGACUGCCCUCAUGAAUCAACCCCAGCCCCACCCCCAGACAGCUGUGAUGCCCCUCCUCCAGACCAUGCAGGUAUUGCAAGUAAACCCUGCAGGGACAACGGUUUCUGGGGUAACGGCUCCUCAGAACACUAACAACCCGAAUGUUGUCAUCCUACAGCAGACCAAUCCCUGCUCAGCCCAGUCGGUUGUCAGGGAGGACUUAACCAAUCAGACGCCUUGCCAGCACAUCGUCAUCAUCCAGGCCUCCAAUCAGCCUCCACCUGCGCCUCCUCAGAACCCUCAGGUUGGCAUGGUGCCCACUACAGCACCUGUUGUGCCCAAUCAGAUUGUCGCAACCAGCUGCACAACUUCCACCACUGGGCAACAGAUAUUCGGGGGUAAACAGUUGGUCCACAUUCUACCCCGUCCAGUCCCUCAAACCCAGGCCCCCCCGGUUCCCCCGACCCCUCAGACCAUCACUGUGAAUGGUCAGGUGUUUUCCCUGCAGCCCAUGAAGACCUCGGACAAGUAUGGCUCUCAAGGUGGCCAGAGCAGUCUCCAGCUGAUCCAGCCCACCACCGUUGAGGAGCCCACCACCAACGUGGCUCUGCACACCCUGGGAGCCCUCAGCAGUCUCAACAAGAGCAUCUCACAAGGCAUGCCGCCGUGCAUCUCCACCCAGAGUAACGUCCAGCUGACCCUUCCAUCCAACUCUAUAGUGCCACAACAGCCAUCUCCUGUCACGGUUUCAGCAGCUCCACACAGUUCCCCUGUCAGGCAGAUCCAGAUCCCCAGUGUGUCUCCACCCAGACUAGGUCUGGCGGUGGGUACAGGGAAGGCCUUGCGGAGACAGCCUGGCACAGCCUCAAUGCCCAGAGCUAAGAGGGCCACCACCAAGAGGACUAAGUUGGUUAGGAAGAAGGAGCCUAAACAGGGACGGCCUAGUCGUACUGUCACCAUCGCAGCCAAGCCAGUGGCUGUAACAGGGGACAGUCAGGAACAAGAGGCCACUGUGGCUCAGGGAAUCCCAUCCUCUGCUGCUGGGACAAUACAGCCAAAGCCUGGCCCUGUCAGCAUCACAGCUAACACACCAACGGUUACUAGUAGUGAGGCUUCCACACAGAGCAGACCUGUGAGUAGUGUCGGCUCUCCACAGUCCACACCUAAAGAUGGUAGUGUCAAUGCUGCUACACAGAGUGGGCCAACUGUCUCCAGUGCAUGCACCACACAGAGUAGAACCUCUGUGGCAAAUGCCACUAGUGUCACUCCGUGUACAUCAACAGUCGGUAUCAGCUCCACACAGAGUCAACUCAUUAUCACUAGUGUUGUGAGUCUAUCUACAGUCACCAAUGUCACAUGUGCAGCAGAUAAGCCUACAGUCAGUGCUAUUGUUUCUUCUCAGUGUAAACAACCUGCUGUCGCCCCUAGUGACAGCUCCACUCACCUUAGACCUACAGUCACACAGAACAGACAGGCUGUCACUACUACUGUCAACACUGUGCAAACUAGAUCAGCUGCCAUCAAUGGCAGUUCUAGACAGAGCAGAUCUACGGUGACCAGUGCUUGUUCCACAGAGACUAGAUCUCCAUCUACGGGUGUGACGUCUUCAGCAGCAUGUCGACCCUCAGUCAGCACUGUAAGCUCAAUAGAAAGUAGACCAGUGGUUUCUCUCCAGUCUGCUCAGCUCACUUCAUCAUCACCGGGUCAGACCAAGCCAGCCAACAGCCAGGAGUCUCAGCCUACAACCCAGCCCCAGUCCCAGCCCGUGGCUUUUCCCUCGGUCCCCUCCACUCCAACCCCCUGCUCCGGUGCCCUUUCUUUCUCCUCACCCUCUGUAACAGUCCCCAUGACCAUGCCAUCAGAAUACAGGAAGCGGGUCACCUGUAACAGACCAUCGACCCAGCAAAUGAUCAUGCCCACUUCCACCCCCAAACCAUCCCAUCCUGCUGAGCUGAGGGUGACAGCGGUGUCAGGCAGGGAGAAGGAGCCUCAGGGAGAGGCCCACCCCAGCGCAGCGAUAGGGAGCGUGACGAGUGAUGCUGCUCCCUCUAGAAAGGACUCCACUCUCCCACAGCAGGUCUACACACUAGACCACGAGGCCCUGGAUCAGUCUCAGGCUCCCAACAGACAGACUGACUCGCCCAUUUCUGGUGGCGGAAGGGGCUUCUCUGUGGCGUCCAUGCUUCCCACUGGCCACAGUGUCAGUUCCUCGCAGAGUCAUUUUGGACCGUUUACUUUUACCACAGAGCAGGCUGAUAUCCUGGCUAUGUUGGAGCAGGACAGUCCUGGGAGGAGGGUGGGGGGCUGCACCGUGGAAAACCCCACCGGCUCCACAAACACCCCAACGCCUGCAUGGGAACCCAACCCCAAGUCCCAUCAAGCCUCCAACAGCAAAGAGAGGGGUGCUGGACAACAGACGAAGCUCACCAAGCAGAUUGAGACACCAGUGGCUAAACCCCCGUCACAGGUGUCUGUUAGGGGCCAGGCUGGAGAGGUAGCAGGCAGUGGACCCAGCGGAGCCAGACAUCCACAGAACAUUUCCUACUCCCAGUCCCACUCUCAACCCCAGUCCCAGUCCCAAACCCAGAACCAGGCCCAGUCUGGUACUGCUGGAACCCUUAGUGUCAACAACCUGAUCCGGCCCAGCUCCCGUCAGCAGCAGGCCUACCCAGGCUCCCCCAAUCUGGCUGGGCAGCAGGGCUCAGUCCCAUCCCCUGCGGGGAACUCAGCCCAUGUCUCCCAGCCCUCCACCCCCGGCCUUCCACCCUGCUCGGGCUCAGUCCAGCUGAAUGAAUACACCCCCCUGAAGAGUGCCCUGAUGAGGCCCCAGGUGGGGGUGGGUGAGCCACGACACAUCAAGGACGUGUCUAAGCGGCCAGCCCAGGACGAUGUGAUGCUGUCCAGCAGUAACAAGCGACACAAGGCCUGCCCAUCGGCCUCCAACGUGGGCUGCAUGGAGGUCAAACCCCUGGACCACAGCCAGAUGAUGGUACCCCAGCUUCCCCCUACCGCCUCAUCCAUCAUGACCAGGAUCAACCCUGAAGGAGUUGGCACCCUGUUCUCAGGCAAUACCUUCAUGAGUACGGUGCUCAGACCCACCGAGAGCCACUGUACCCCCCAGAUGCCCGCACAGGAACACAACCAACCAGGUGUGCUCCACCUGCCACAGGGCCACCCCCAGCAUGGUGCACCCCAGCUGGGCCAACACCUAGGGGGGAACCCCUACCUGAAGCAGCAGCAGCAGCAACAACAGGAGCACCAGAGGCACCACCUGUACCAGCUCCAGCACCACCUGACCCAGCCUGACCCUGCACAGCUCCACAGCCUCCACCAGAGGUCGCUGCAGCAGGAGCAGCACGUCCAGAAGAAGCGGGGGCUGGUUGGAGGGGGUCAUGGCGGCCCUCCUGUGGGCCUGCAACAGAAACACCACCUGGAGAAGACUGGCGUUCAGCAGCAGCAGCAGCAUCAUCAACAGUCACAACAAUCACACCAACAACAACACCAACAACAGUCUCAACAACAGCACCAACAGCAAACACACCAACAGCAGCAGCACCAACAACAGUCACAACAUCAACAGUCUCAUCAACAACAGCACCAACAGCAAACACAACAGCAACACCAACAAGCCCAGUCACAGCAACAUCAUCAACAACAACACCCUCAACAGCAGAGUUCCCACUCCAGACACCAGCACCUCCAGCAGCAACAGAUCCAGCAGCAGCAACAACAGCAACAGCACUUUGGGUCGCGGCACCAGGAGAAGAGCUGUGAGGCCCAGCCAGGACCAGCAGGACCCAGAGCUCACCACAGCAGCCACCUGGCCCAGCAGGAGCACCUCAAGGUACAGGAACUACUGAGUCUGUCUUGAAUGAUAAGGCCAGAGGGGUUGUGGUAUAUUUAAGCAAUAAAGCCUGAGGAGGUGUGGUAUAUGGCCAAUAUACCACGGCUAAGGGCUGUAUCCAGGCACUCUGCGUUGUGUCGUGCUUAAGAACAGCCCUUAGGCAUGAUAUAUUGGCCAUAUACCACAAACCCCUGAGGUGCCUUAUUGCUAUUAUAAACUGGUUACAAACAUUUAAAAAACGGAAAACAAGUAUUUUUGCGUCAUACCCGUGGUAUAUUUAAGCAAUAAGGCCCGGGGGUGUGGUAUAUGGCCAGUUGCGUUGUUCCUAAGAACAGCCCUUAGCCGUGGUAUAUUGGCAAUUUUACCACACAUCCCGAAGUGCCUUAUUGCUAUUAUAGACUGGUUACCAACGUAAUUAGAGCAGUAAAAAUAAAUAUCCGUCAUACCCAUGGUAUACGAUCUGAUAUACCACGGCUUUCAGCCAAUCAGCAUCCAGGACCCAAACUAGCCUGUUUAUAAUGUCUGAGAUGCCACGACUUUCAGCCAAUCAGCAUUCAGGGCUCGAACCACCUAGUUUAUAAUGAAGCAAUAAGGCACCAGGAGGUGUGGUAUAUGGCCAAUAUACCACGGCUAAGGGCUGUGUCGCACGACGCAACGCGGAGGUGCCUUAUUGCUAUUAUAAACUGGUUACCAACGUAAUUAGAGCUGGGUUGUAGGCUGAGACUCCUGGCUGUUGGCUGGCUUGGGCCUCUGAUGUACCACGGCUGUCAGCCAAUUAGCAUUCAGGGCUCCAAUCACCCAGUUUAUAAUAUCAAAUAAUUUAUUAUCUCCUAUCCCCUCCCUUCAGUCUGGUCAGGACCACAGUACCAUGCAGAGGCUGAUGAGCUCUAGGAACCUGGAGCAGCAGCUGACCUCCCAGCCCAGCAACCCUGCCUCCCGGCCCUCUGACCUGGGCUGUGCCCCCUCGCGCCAGGAACGCCACCGAGUCUCCAGCUACUCAGCAGAGGCCCUCAUUGGGAAGAGCUCCUCCAGUGGUGAGCAGCAGCAACAGCAGCGCAUGGGGCUCCAUCUCCAGGCCACCCGCGGUACUACACAGGAGCAACCAGGCCAACGGGGCUACCUGGACACAUCCAGAGUGAAGGGCAACAUCGCACAUAACCCUCAGAGCAGGCUGCCCCCAGACCACCCUGGUUCUGCAGACAUCCAGAGGGUCUCUGAGUGUCCUCCGUUUAAAACGCUGAGCGGUGCUGGAGGGGGGCAUCAACUGGGGGGCUUCGAGGUCCAGGUGUCCCGUGGCGGGGACAUGACACCUAAAUCAGGUCUCUCCUCUCAGAGAGGCCCUCAGGGGGGUUUCCGGAUGGGACCGGGGCCUCCAGGGGAUGGGCGACCCCGUGGAGGGUACAGUGGACUCCAUUCUGGGUCACAGGGGGUGCAGAUUGGUGCUCCAGGGCUUCCCCGGGACCAGGAGGGGUGUCAACAGAGCUUCAUGCAGAGUCUCCUGGAGCAGACCAACCACCAGAGGGCAGUCCAGUGCUGUCCUCCGGUCAGUAUGGAGUACGGCUGUGUGCCUGGCAGCUCUGCAGGGGACAUGCAGGCUAAAGCAUCCAGCCCCAGUGUUCCUCCCACACAGAAGGCCCCAGCUAUGAGGCUUGGGGAGGGCAACAAGGGCCACAUCCCUCAGGGUAGUGGGAACAUGGGUGCCCACCCAGGGGUACGGGCAGGCCUCCCCCACCCUCCUACCCCCCACAGCAGCUCAGAGCCAGGCCGCACCUCUGCCCCCUCCAGACCCCUCACCGCAGUCAGCCAGCGCUCCCGCCACAUCACCCAGGAGGCCCAGAGCGGGAAGCUGAGGCCUGGGGAGCGACCACGGUCAGGCAGCCUAAGACCUGGGAACCCGUUUGAGCCUGACAUCCACCUGCUGGGUCGACCACAGUCAGGGGGUGAGGCGCGGCGCAGCAGUAUUGUCCGCUUUAUGGCAGACAGUGCCCAGGUCGCCGGGGACAACAACCUUGUGCCUGACCAACACCUGGCCCAGAACUUUGGCUUCCCCUUCAUCCCGGAGGGAGGAAUGAACCCCCCUCCUAUCAACGCCAACUCUACCUUCAUCCCUCCUGUCAGCCAGCCCAACUCCUCCCGCCCCUCGGCCCUGCUACCUGUAGAGCCCCAGAACACCUUACCCUCCUUCUACCCCUCCUACCCCCCCGCCGCCCACCCCAGUGACAUACCCCUCCAGUACUUCUCCAACCAGAUGUUCACCAGCCCCGGCACCGACAAGAGCAGCUCUGCCCCACUCAACAACCGCUUCGGGUCCAUCCUGUCCCCCCCGCGCCCUGUAGGGUUCGCCCAGGCCAGCUUCCCCCUACUCUCAGACAUGCCCCCUAUGCCCAUCAGCAACUCCUCUGGCAUCACCCCACACCUGUCCAACUUCAGCCUCACCUCGCUGUUCCCGGAGAUCGCCACAGCGAUGCAGCCUGAUGGUUCUGCCAUGCCUAUGUCCCCCCUGCUGUCCCUCUCCAACACUUCCUCUGCAGACUCGGGCAAACAGCCCAACCGCCCCGCCCACAACAUCAGCCAUAUCCUGGGGCAUGAUGGGAGCUCUGCCGUGUAG
Coregonus sp. 'balchen' is the source of this 8510-nucleotide messenger RNA. NCBI's taxonomy places the organism in Eukaryota, Metazoa, Chordata, Actinopteri, Salmoniformes, Salmonidae. The record is from the annotation of a GenBank genome assembly.